CAGCGAGUUCACACUGGAGAGAGGCUGUUCGCUUGCUCAGACUGUGGGAAGGGAUUCACUUCUUCGUCCCAACUGAAGGUACAUCAGCGAGUUCACACUGGGGAGAGGCCGUUCACCUGCUCAGAAUGUGGGAAGGGAUUCACUCAGUCAUCUAAACUGAAGGUACAUCAGAGAGUUCACACCGGGGACUGGCCGUUCACCUGCUCAGACUGUGGGAGGGGAUUCACUUCUUCGUCCCAACUGAAGGUACAUCAGCGAGUUCACACUGGGGAGAGGCCGUUCACCUGCUCGGACUGUGGGAAGGGAUUCACUUACUCGUCCCAACUGAAGGUACAUCAGCGAGUUCACAGUGGAGACAGGCCAUUCACCUGCUCAGUCUGUGGGAAGGGAUUCACUCGGUCAUCCACCCUAAUGGCACACCAGCGGGUUCACAAAGGGGAGCAGCCGUUCACCUGCUCAGAAUGUGGGAAGGGAUUCACUUGCUCAUCUAAACUGAAUGAACAUCAGCGAGUUCACACUGGAGAGAGGCCAUUCACCUGCUCAGACUGUGGGAAGGGAUUCAGUAAAUCAUCUGACCUACUGAGCCACCAGACAGUUCACACUGGCGAGCGGCCGUUCACCUGCUCAGACUGUGGGAAGGGAUUCACUUGCUCAUCUGAACUGAAGGUUCAUCACCGAGCUCACACUGGGGAGAGGCCGUUCACCUGCUCAGACUGUGGGAAGGGAUUCACUCGACCAUCCCACCUACAGUUGCACAGGUCUGUUCACACUGGGGAGUGGCCGUUUACCUGCUCAGUCUGUGGGAAGGGAUUCACUUGCUCAUCUAAACUGAAGGAACACCAGAGAGUUCACACUGGAGAGAGGCCAUUCACCUGCUCAGACUGUGGGAAGGGAUUCACUUCUUUGCCCCAACUGAAGAUACAUCAGCGAGUUCACACUGGAGAGAGGCCAUUCACCUGCUCAGUGUGUGGGAAGGGAUUCACUAAAUCAUCCUACCUACUGAUCCACCAGUCAGUUCACAAUGGCGAGUGGCCGUUCACCUGCUCAGACUGUGGGAAGGGAUUCACUCAGUCAUCUAAACUGAAGGAACAUCAGAGAGUUCACACCGGGGAGUGGCCAUUCACCUGCUCUGAAUGUGGGAAGGGAUUCAUUAAAUCAUCCCACCUACAGUUGCACAGGUCUGUUCACACCGGGGAGAGGCCGUUCACCUGCUCAGACUGUGGGAAGGGAUUCACUUGCUCAUCUAAACUGAAGAUACAUCAGCGUGUUCACACCGGGGAGAGGCCAUUCACCUGCUCAGUGUGUGGGAAGGGGUUCACUUGGUCAUCUGAACUGAAGGUACAUCGGCGAGUUCACACUGGGGAGAGGCCGUUCACCUGCUCAGACUGUGGGAAGGGAUUCACUAAAUCAUCUCACGUACUGAGACACCAGUCACUUCACAGUGGCGAGCGGCCGUUCACCUGCUCAGACUGUGGGAAAGGAUUCACUUCUUCGUCCCAACUGAAGGUACAUCAGCGAGUUCACACUGGAGAGAGGCCAUUCACCUGCUCAGACUGUGGGAAGGGAUUCACUUGCUCAUCUAAACUGAAGGAACAUCAGAGAGUUCACACUGGGGAGAGGCCGUUCACGUGCUCAGAGUGUGGGAAGGGAUUCACUAAAUCAUCUAACCUCCUGAGCCACCAGUCAGUUCACACUGGCGAGCGGCCUGCUCAGACUGUGGGAAGGGAUUCAGUUGCUCAUCCCAACUGAAGUUACAUCAGCGAGUUCACACUGGGAGAGGCCGUUCACCUGCUCAGUGUGUGGGAAGGGAUUCACUAAAUCAUCUAACCUCCUGAGCCACCAGUCAGUUCACACUGGCGAGCGGCCUGCUCAGACUGUGGGAAGGGAUUCAGUUGCUCAUCCCAACUGAAGGUACAUCAACGAGUUCACACUGGGAGAGGCCGUUCACCUGCUCAGUGUGUGGGAAGGUAUUGACUCAGUCAUCUCAUCUACAGACACACAGGCGAGUUCACACAGGAGAGAGGCCGAUCAGCUGCUGAGACUUUGGGAAGUAAUUCUAUCAGCAAAAUCAACCAAAUGUGCAUCAUUGAGUUCACAGUGGGGAGAGGCCGUUCACCUGCUGUGAAUGUGGGGAGCGAUUCACUCAGGUCAUUUAACCUUAUGUAACUCUUGCUUCAACUAGCAACUUAAUAUAGGGGGUGAUAGCCCCUGAGCUUGGCCAACCCUAAGAAAUCUCGUUUGUGUGAAUGCUGCAUGAUGUGUCCCCUGUUACAAAUCAGUACCCCAAAAAUAACAAAUGGUACACAAUAUGCGAUUAAACAAUUGAGCUAUUUAAUUCUUACUUUGACUAUGGGAUUAGUAAAGGAAACAAAUAAAGGUAAAAGGGCCCUUUCUCUCCAUUUGUGUCUUCUCAUCUCUCCCUGGCAAAAGACCGUGAAAAUCUACCUUCCAGACUCACAGGAAAGGACAAUAUCUCUAUCAUUGGAUAGCUAGGCACUCCAAAACCCUGUUAUUUCUAGUCAUAAGCUAAACAUUGCUGCUGCAGAGAAAUCAUUAGCUCAGCAGUGAAAUAUAACACAGACACCAUUACAUUAGCAGUGAAAUCUCACAGCCUGUUACAUUUGUGACACACUACCGGCUUCACACAGCGGAAAAAGUUUCAAUAAGUUGCAUGCUGGAUAUUUGUCCAUCACUGUUGCUAAAGCUAUUUUGAGAGUGACUAUCAGUGCUGAACUCUGCAAUUAUUGCUGCUGCUCACCGCAUUCAGUUCUGGGCACAGGAGGAGUUUCUUCUACUGCAUAUUCACCUUUAAUGGGACUGGAGUUUAAUAUUGACGGGGGUGGAGUGUGGCCAGUAAAGAAGUGGAGCUUUGAGGCUUUGGCUCAAGUAGUUUUGGCAGAUGGAUUGUGCAAUCAAGUCAAUCAAGAUGUGAAUAGCUCCUGGAGGCUGCGCCUGUCUGUGAAUGGAGUAACAUCAAUUUCUGAGCUGCUCCUAGUUUUGUCCCUUUCCCCCUAGUUUAAACCGAAUUUAAUAUCUUGAGUUGCUGAUUCUUGAAGGGGAACAAUGUGUCUUUGAGGAGUGGGAAGUACUUGUCUGAACCUAGUGAUAAAGGCAACGGGAAAAGAAAGAUGCAACAGGAAGGAUCUGAUGAAAUGCCAUUGUGGGCUGAAGAUAUGGCUUUGAAACAGUUCAUUUAAAGACUAACUUAAAAAGAAUAGUAAUGAAAUGAUGUCAUUUCUGGGAAAACUUAAGGAUCUGGAAGCUCAAGUCACUACACACAAAGAGGAAUUGAAGAUAAUUAAGCAAAAAUUGCUUGAAAGUAAAAUGAAGUAAAACUCGUUUGGAAAGAUAUCUAAAUAAGAUUAUAGACCUCGAAACUAGGUCUUGCCGAAGGAAUAUACAAAUUGUUGGGCUGCAGGAAGGAGUUGAAAAUGGAGAUUUAACUGCUUACAUUGCUUUCAGUUAGUCUUUCAAAUUCGAAGAUGCCAUCCUUGCCCACCCACCUUGGCACCUGUCUCAGACAUCAUUGCAGAAUUCAGACUUUGUUUGCUUCAUUGAGAAACAGGUAAAAUAUUUUUUUUCUUUUUGAUGUUUUAGGGGGUACAUCUAAAUUAAUCAUAUGGGAUACAUUUAGAGCAUUUUAAGGUGGUCAGAUCAUUUCUUAUUCUAACCUGAAAAAAACAGACUAAAUUAGAAUUAGAUAUGAUUACAAAACAAGUUAAAGUCCGAUAAUACUUAUGCAAUUUCCCGUAAUAUUGACUUAUUUAAACAAAGGAUGAAACUUAAAUCACAAUAUAAUUUAUUAUUAACUCAUCCUAUUGAAGGCUAUUUGCUUAAGCUAAAAAGUCAAUAUUAUAUGUUUGAGAUAAAAAUAAUAAACUGCAUGUCAAUUAAAAACGGCCAGAGCCAAAAGGCAAAUUUUGAAAAUCAGUAAGGAAGUUGGUACCCUUGCUUGGGAAUAUGAAGACAUUAAUAAGAUUUUUAUACUGAACUUUAUAAAUCUAAAUUUCCAGUCGAUUCUUCUAAAAUGAUUUUUUUUUACGAAAUAUUGUUUUUCCUCGAAUUUCUGUUAAGAAUCAAAUAUCUCUUGAUGCCCAAAUUACCAAAGCCAAAAUUCAUAAAGCUAUUUUUUCAAUGCCAUCUGGUAAGGCCCCUGGACUUGAUUCGUAUCCUGUAGAAUUUUAUUAAAAAAUUGGAAAAUUGCUCUCUCCGUAUAUGUAGGAAAUGUUUAAGGACUCUUUUGUGAAAGGUGAUUUACACUUUGUUUUUUAUGACACUUCUAUUGCUUUAAUUCUUAGAAAGGAUAAAGGUCCUUCUGAUUGUGCCUCAUAUAGACCUAUUUCAUUAUUGAAUGUUGACGCUCAGAUCCUGUCAAAGAUAAUGGCCAAUUGGUUGGAAACUUUUAGGGUAAAGUUAUUUUUAAAGAUCAAACAGGGAUAAACGGCCGUUAUUCCUUUUCAAAUGUUUGGAGAUUAUUUAACAUUAGAUACCCAUCUUCUGUUAAAACUCAGUAAUGUGUCAUCUCUUUCGAUGCUGAAAAAGCAUUCAAUCGAGUUGCAUGGAAAUAUUUAUUUAAUGUUUUCGAGAAAUUUGGUUUUGGUGUUAAUUUAAAUAAUUGGAUUAGAAUGAUAUAUAAAACUCCUAUUGCCUCUGUUAUUACUAAUAAUUGUAGAUCUCUUUUUUCAGCUUUCACGGAGGACAAGACAAGGUUGUCUAUUAAGUCCUUUGUUAUUUAAUUUAAAAUUAGAAUCCCUUGGUAUCACUCUUCGUGAAGCUAAAGAUAUUCAUGGGAUUCUUGUGAAGGAGAUUUCUGUUUACGCUGACGAUUUUCUGGUUUAUGUAUCUAAUCCAGAGGAAUCUCCCUGCCUUGCUGAAUUUAUUUCAUGAAUUUGGAGAUUUUUCAGGAUAUAAAAUAAAUUUUAAUAAAAAUGAACUAUUUCCUUAAUGAAUCUGUUUCUGAAUAUGAUAAUACUCCUUUCAACAUUAUGGAUUUUUUUAGAUAUUUAUGUGUUAUAAUCCCUAAAAAAAAAUAAGGAUCUUUACAAAGCUAAUUUUGUUCCCUGAGUAGAUUCUAUGAAGUAUUUAUUUAGUGGAUGGAACCCACUUACAUUUUCACUUGUUGGUCACAUCCUUAUAGUCAAAAUGCUGAUUUUACCAAAAUUUUAAUAUUUUCUGAAUAUCCCUGUUUUUUUGAUGAUGUGUUUUUGAUCGGAUUGAUUCUAUUAUCUCAUCUUUUAUAUGAAAUGAUAACAGAACAAGAAUUAGUAAAUGUUACUUACAAAAAUUGAAAAAGGAUGGAGGUCUUACUUGGCCUAAUUUAAGAAUGUAUUACUGGGCUGUUAAUGUGCAUUGUAUGUCCUUUUGGUUACACUGGGUUGAUAAGAAUGAACGGCCAAUUUGGGUUGAUCUGGAAUUGAAAGCUGUGAAACUGUUUUAUUUAACCUCGGUAUUGGGAGCUGCUUUACAAUUGGCUAAAGUUGCUAAUUUAAAUUUAUACCCUCUGAUUAAGUAUUCUUUACAAAUUUGUCUCCAGUUCUGUAAUUUUUUAAUCUAAAAAAAUUAUAC
Messenger RNA from Hypanus sabinus (Atlantic stingray), 5565 nucleotides. RefSeq names its product zinc finger protein 229-like. Lineage: Eukaryota; Metazoa; Chordata; Chondrichthyes; Myliobatiformes; Dasyatidae. The coding region runs from base 412 to 1749 and encodes 445 amino acids. The record is from RefSeq and is a predicted model, not a curated record. The transcript is spliced from 2 exons.